Pyrgilauda ruficollis (rufous-necked snowfinch) is the source of this 5932-nucleotide messenger RNA. RefSeq names its product solute carrier family 25 member 1 (gene SLC25A1). The transcript is spliced from 9 exons. The record is from RefSeq and is a predicted model, not a curated record. NCBI's taxonomy places the organism in Eukaryota, Metazoa, Chordata, Aves, Passeriformes, Passeridae. Gene Ontology annotation, biological process: mitochondrial citrate transmembrane transport. Bases 3840 to 4709 code for a protein of 289 amino acids.
UUAAAAAUGGGUUCUUACUUUAUAGCAGCAAGUGCAAGCCAAUGGUGGAACACAGUGAAGUGCUAGAUCAAAUACUGGAACAGCUCCUGACUAAGAGAAUUGAGGUAGCCUGGGGAUCCUUAAUAGCCUCAGUCUAGAAAUCUAAUUACAGGAGUGACUGAGCUCUCAAGGAAAGCAAAGCUGCCAGCUCUGAUCAACAGUCUUGCUUUAGUUACUCUCUUGGUAUUUAAGCUCUUGCUAAGUAAAAUGGCUUUUAUAAAUUUUGUGAUCUUGCAUUCAAAACAGACUCCCUGCCAAUACAGUGCAGCUGUAUCUAAAAUGUGGAACAAAGCCUUGUAUACCAAGGUACUUCACUGCUUCUCUGAAAGUGAAGUCAUUCACAGCAGGAAAUAACUCCUCUUUUAGGGGUUAGGUGAAGGAUUUACUUCAUUUCAUGAAUUUGUGAUGUCCAAGUUUUUGAAAACUUGGAUAAGCUUGUUUUGCUGAGAAUCUGCUUUAAAGCUAAGCUUCUUGCUAAUUCCCACCCCAGUGACAGAGGGCUGGUGCUGUCCUGUAGAAUGAUCUGCUCAUGCAGAACUUGCUGCAGCCUGCAGCAUCUGGAGACCAACUUCCAGGCUUACGUCAGAGGGUAACUUGCUUGAGACCACAUACAGGCUUUUGCUGCCUCGUGCUUUCACUGUGAGAAACAGAGUAUGGAUCUCCUUCUGUGUAAUGGCUCGUGGUAUUUGUCAGACCUUAGGGGAAUCUUCCCUGGUCUGUCAGACUUUGGGCAUAUACAGAUCUGGCAUCAGAAGAGACAAGCAAUUCACAAGAGGAGUUCAGGAGGAAUGCGUUGCUGGGGUAAGUCCUGUUUCUUAUUUCAUGUAAUGGUGUGGUAUUUUACAAGACUUAUUUCCCUUCCCCCCUUUUUAGGACUCUAUACUUAAAUGGUAGGAUAGCAGAAGGAAAUUAUCUGGAGUAACUUAGCUCCUUAAAAAAUAAAAAUUCUAGGCAGAUGAAGUCUGUUGAAGUUUGUGCAAAUAAUAGGCAUGAUACAGUAAAGACAGUAGUAACUGCAGGGUCAAAAACCUAAUUCUGAUUUAAUAGUCUUUUAGCAGAUGCAGUGCUGAGAGCUGGCACUUCCAGCACAACAAGAUCCUUAAUUGGGCUGUGGGAAACAAGGAACAACUUUUUUUUUUUUCCCCUUUAGCAAAUCUAGCAGCAGUUACUCAAAAUCCAAGAAAUUUCCUUGAUUUAUUGAACUCUAAAACUGAUAAACAAACCUCAGAUGCCUACUCAAAUGAGUGUGAGUAACUUUAGUACUUUGGCAAAGCUAACUGUCAACUGCUUGUAAUUAAUGCUUAUGCUUGGAUGUGUGAUAUCCUAAUUGGCAGGCUAGGACUUGGCCUCUGAGAAAUUCUUAGUGUGACUGAAUCAGCAUGACAGCUUUUCAAUCUGCUGAAAAAAAAUGAGGCCAGAACUCUUGCAAAUCUUGGGACAGGUACCCACUGUAUGUUCCAGGUUCUCAUAACAAGCAGUUUAUCAAGUGUAUGCAUUACCUUACGACAGUGUUAUUUCUCAUCUGUAAAGCUUCUUGCAGUCUUUCUGGGUCCCUUCUGUUCUGCUGUAAACGGUUUGGCUUUGCACUUGGUUCUAAGCUGACGGUAUUUCCUUUUUUGCUUUACAGAGUACCCCAAGGCUGCUUCAAUCUCAUUUGUUUCCACAUAAGGACAUACAGCUGGAAAAUGCUUGACAAUACCAGAGUGCUCUGUGACGGUGGUGUGUACUUAGGUUGUGGUUUGCCAAGUGAAUGAGCCUUGCUAUAGCAACCUGCAGGUGCACCAGUCCAGUUUAAUGGAUCUGGAGCCAUUAUUGUGCACCAUCUACUUCAGCAGGUGUCCAACCUCCAGAGAGUUUGUCACUAGUCUAGCUUUCUCAUUUUUCAAUACUGUGCAUUUUCUGUGGGCACCUUUCCAAAGGUACAGACAGAUCCUGACUCAUGUUUUACCAAUACAACACUGCAAAAUUCUUAGCGUAGGUGUGUGGUUCAGUUUGUCUGGAGCCUUUGCAAUCCUUCAAAAAGGCAACAGCAUGCAUCUGUUUUCUUCCAAGCUAAUAUAAAAUUGACAGGUUUUAAGCUUAAGAUGAAUUUGAAAUACAAUCAGUGAAGUCCUGUCUUUUAUGUGUCAGAAUUUAAAAGUCCUGAGUCAGGUUCUGAGCUUACUCAGUUAUGCAUUUCCUGCGUGGUUCAAUGACUCAAGAUUUUUUUUUUGUCUGUUGUUUUUAAUCAAGAUUGUAAAAUUUGUUUGCCUAAAAAUCUCCAUUUUUCCUUUCCCCCCAGUGGUUAUGAAAGGAAGGAAUUACAAAGUCUUCUGGUAUGUUGUUUUCCACAGUAGUAAGUUCUCCAAUAUUAUGCAGAGCACAAAUUCCCCAAGCACUGGUUACCCAGAUGGGGAGCUAGGAGUGAGUUUGGGUGGGAAACGGUGCUUAAUAAAUCUUUGAAUUGCUCUCCUUUUGUAAGGUACUUUUUUUUUUUUCCACUUAGGGGGUGGGGAAAUGGCCUCAUCAACUGCUAAUAGAGUUUGUCGACUGGAGUUGCUUUGUUGAGUAAUACAUCCUGCUGUGAGGGAUUCACGACCGUGGCAGGGCAGCAGAAUGAUAAUCAGUACAUGCUGUACAUGGCUUUACUCUCUUCUGAGAUGAGUCAGGCCCACGCAGAUGUGAACAUAACAGGGACUUCUGUGGUGCUUAUGAGAGGCUCAGUCCUGGUAAUCUCAGUGAAUAAUCUUGUGUAGCAACAGGAGCUCUUUCUGCAUGUGUGCUCAAGUGGGAAUCGUGUUCCUUGUUUGGAAUAGCAUCAUCUUGCUUAUAAUCACAGUAGCUCCUGCAGCACACACUUCAAAGCUGGGGAAAUGUUGACUCAAAUCUGCAGUAUUUUCAUUUCUUGAAGCCAGUUAUAUGCAGGAUCUGUUUUGCAUAAAGGAAUUGUUUUGUCUCGAUAGGGAACCUGAGAGAAAAUGAGUUUUUUUAUUUUAUCAUAAGACCACAAGUGAUAGGGAUUAAUAAUGCAUGGAAAGGUUUGUAGUAGUUGAUGAGUUGUAACAAUUGUGAUAAUACAUCUGUUAAUUCAGUGAAAUGAAGAGGUUCUUUGAUCCCAGAAUAUAUAAUAGGAAAUUAUGUGCCCCAUACUGACCACUCAUGGUCUCUGAAACCAUGGUGUGCUAUCUAAUGCCAAUUAAAUAAAAGUAAUAAUAAAUAAUUUUAGGGAGGGGCAAGGGAGGAAUAAGUUGGAACUAAGAGUUGUCCUGUAAGCAUGUGCUUCUGAGGAUCCAGAAAACUCUGUCUGCAAUUGCUGCUUGUGUUUGAAAAAAUAAAUUGUGAAAGUUGCAUUCAUUUUCAGUAGCUCUUUUCAAUUCUCAUUGUUAGGGCCUGGAGAGGUGCCAUGAGACACACAGGCUGCAGUAGCACCUGACUACGUAUUUCACAAUUCUUGUGUCUUUGUAUGCCAGCAGAAACAAGCACCAGCCACCAGCAAGGGAAAUGAGUUCAGAUUGUCACAGGGUUGUUUCCAUGAAAAUUCCUGAAGCAAGAGCAGUAACAUGGUGGGUUUGAUAUUGCUCUUCUAUGCUUUGACCAUGCAUUUCUUUGGAGAUGCUCUUGACUAUGUGAGCCUGGUCAAGUAUUUAUUUUCACAUAACUAAUGGGAUUUAAAACAUCCUCUUGCAGCCCCUGGUAUUUCAGGGAUUGUUUAUCUUGUUUCACUGUUUCUCCUUCAGGCUUUCUGCUGACAAGUGGUGUUAGCAGCUUCUUGGAGGUCAGGUCCUUGCAGGAGAUGGCUUGCAAUCUGCAUGUGAUUAAAUAUGAAUAAUCCUUUCCCUGUUCAGCAAGGUGGCCUGGCUGGAGGGAUCGAGAUCUGCAUCACAUUCCCCACCGAGUAUGUGAAGACGCAGCUGCAGCUGGACGAGAAGGCAAACCCUCCCCGCUACAAGGGCAUUGGGGACUGUGUGAAGCAGACUGUCCGUGACCAUGGCAUCCGGGGGCUGUACCGGGGGCUCAGCUCGCUGUUGUAUGGCUCCAUCCCCAAGGCUGCUGUCAGGUUUGGGAUGUUUGAGUUCCUCAGCAACCAGAUGAGAGACGAGCAGGGGCGGCUGGACAGCACGCGGGGCCUCAUCUGCGGGCUGGGGGCUGGCGUGGCUGAGGCUGUGGCCGUGGUCUGCCCCAUGGAGACUGUGAAGGUGAAGUUUAUCCAUGACCAGACCUCUCCCAACCCCAAAUACCGUGGUUUCUUCCAUGGCGUCCGGGAGAUCGUUCGGGAACAGGGACUGAAGGGGACCUACCAGGGCUUAACUGCAACCGUCCUGAAGCAAGGAUCAAACCAGGCCAUCCGCUUCUUCGUCAUGACCUCCCUCAGGAACUGGUACAAAGGGGACAAUCCCAACAAGGUCAUGAACCCCUUCGUAACAGGGGUGUUUGGAGCCCUUGCUGGAGCUGCGAGUGUCUUCGGCAACACCCCCUUGGAUGUGGUGAAGACGAGGAUGCAGGGGCUGGAAGCGCACAAGUACAAGAACACCUGGGACUGUGCCUACCAGAUCAUGAAACACGAAGGGCCCCUGGCGUUUUACAAGGGUACAGUGCCUCGCUUGGGCCGUGUGUGUCUUGACGUGGCCAUCGUCUUCAUCAUCUACGAUGAGGUGGUCAAAUUCCUCAACAAGGUGUGGAAAACGGACUGAGGGGCCGGGCCAGGCAGCCCCCGCCUCCUGUGCCCCACAGGGCUUCAGCUGGAGAACAGAGACCAAACCCACACCCACCUGCGGCACUGCUGGGGCCAGGUCUGCCCUGCACACCCCAAACCUGGCCACCUUUAUCUUUAGGAGCAGGCUCUGGAGCAGGUUAAAUUACUAGUUGUGUGCUGAAAGGAGCAGGGAGGGAGCUGCAUCCCACCAUCCCUACCCCCAGCAUCCCGGUCAUGCCCACCCCAGUCUCCUGGUGACACUUUCCCCCAGCCCCACAUCAGCUAUGUGUACUGGUUAACCAGGCUGAGAUGUCCCUUGGACGGUGGCCUUGGGGCUCCCAGCAGCCAGGAGCUCCUGACUGCCUCAGGAGCAGCUCUUUUGGGGGUGCUGAAAGCCCCCUCGAGCCAUGUGGGUGCAAUGCCAAACUGUGCAUCACAAGCUGACAGUGGGGCUGAUACCACGGCAGGGUCACAGCAGCUCUUGGAGGGGGCCCAGCAGCCCUGCACCCCCUGGGAUGGGAGAGCAGUGACCCCCUGGUGUGACCCCAAGCUCCCUCCUCCCUCCCUGGCAGCUCCAAGACCACCGGCGUGCAACAUCCCAUCCCAUCCCAUCCCGGGGAUCCUGCUCAGCCCCGGGCUGCUGAGCAGCAGUUGCCCAAAAUUGCACAUACAGCCAGGCCUUUAGUUCUGCUCACUGUGGGCUGGGGUUGGGGUGAGCCGGGUGCCCCUCACCUGCCGUUUACAGCCGAGUCGUGCGUGCGAGCCAGGCCGAGGAGGUGCAGCCCCAGGCUGCAGGCUUGGCCCCUCGGCCAGGGGUGCAAACCCCUUUCUUCUGCCACAUUCCCCGCAUCUGCCCUCCCGCCGCGUUCCUGUGGUGCCGUAGGUGAUCCCGUAGCUUUUGGAGCUUUAGAGCUUCAUGCUGACUCACUAACACCCAUGGCCGUGGGGCUGGAGCCCUGCCCUGCCCGUGCCAGGCUGGCCCCACUAUAUUUGUGCCAAAUUUCUCCCUGAGGGAGCUGGGGGUGCAAGAGCCAGGGCUCAACCCAUCCCUCCUCCCUCUUGUAGCCAGCGAUGAGCUCAGCCUUAACACUGGAGGGUGAAGGAGGAAAGCCUGGGCACGGUUUACCUGUGGCUUUUGGCUCUGUAGCCAGUGAGGGUUGCAUUAGUUUUUUUUUUAUUGUUAUUCUGUUUUACAUUCGCAAUCUGAAUAAAAUCAGUCUG